Oncorhynchus nerka (sockeye salmon) is the source of this 3633-nucleotide messenger RNA. RefSeq names its product dnaJ homolog subfamily B member 1-like. The record is from RefSeq and is a predicted model, not a curated record. Gene Ontology annotation, cellular component: cytosol. Gene Ontology annotation, biological process: negative regulation of transcription by RNA polymerase II. The transcript is spliced from 4 exons. Bases 905 to 1960 code for a protein of 351 amino acids. NCBI's taxonomy places the organism in Eukaryota, Metazoa, Chordata, Actinopteri, Salmoniformes, Salmonidae. Gene Ontology annotation, molecular function: transcription corepressor activity; Hsp70 protein binding.
ACUGUUAUAUUGGGCAUAAUGUGUCAGCGAUGGUUUUCAAAAGCAGCAAGGCUGUUUGCCAAGGACAGGCCUGGACCUCUUUGUGGGCAUUUGACCAAGAAGAGGCUAGUAAAAGUUGAAAUAACGUCAUUAUUUAAAUAGAGAAAGGACAGGGCUCAACCUAACGCAUAGUACCUAUAAACCUGAAGCAUAGCGAGGACUACACCUAUAGUUCCAACAAACGCGACAGACAAACCACAUUAUGAGGGAAUCAGUUUUGUUCAGGGGAUCCAUAUAGGUUUUCCUCUGCGCAGUUUGCAGACACAUUGUGAAACAUUCUGUUCACUAACACGAAUCGUUUGAUACAUCCAGUGAGUAUAAACAAGUCUAUAUACGAUGUGAGUAAAAAAAAAGGCCAUGGUGGCAAAGUAAAUACAAUAUAGCAAGUAAAACACUGGAAUGGUAGAUUUGCAGUGGAAGAAUGUGCAAAGUAGAAAUAAAAAUAAUGGGUUGAGUUUCGGCUCGACCACAGAGGCGUGUCCUGUCGAACUGUCAAACUCAGUGACGCUCUGUUAGGCGUGAUCGGUCCCAGGAACUUUCGUCCGAUAGGAGUUGAACUGCGUUCAGACUCUUCCUGAUGCUGCUAGAAAAUUCUCGAACUUUCUGCGCGGGUAUAAACUAGAAUGGGUCCCAAGCGGAGCUGGCAGAACGGUAGCGUUCUUCAACAGUAAGUGUACAGUUCAGGUUAGGCUUUAAUACGUUUAUAUACCAUUCCAUAGAUAUACUACCUGCAACCGGACCAGCGCAUUUAAAGAGAACUACCCGUCUACCUUGUGCGAAUCUGAUUGGCAGUCAGCACAGGCUCAAGCAAGGGAGCUUUAAACUAUUUCUCGCAGUUAUUCGGAAUUAACACACCGACAGCUACAUGGUGAAAAUGGGUAAAGACUACUAUAAUGUUCUGGGCAUACAGAAAGGGGCGACGGAGGACGAGAUCAAGAAGGCUUAUCGCAAGCAGGCUCUGCGUUACCACCCGGAUAAAAACAAGUCUCCCAAAGCCGAGGACAAGUUUAAAGAAAUAGCUGAAGCUUAUGACGUUCUGAGCGACCCAAAGAAAAAGGACAUUUACGACCGAUUCGGUGAAGAAGGGUUGAAAGGAGGAGGCUCCCCAGGAGGAGGGGGUGUUCCCGGGGGCCCUAGUUUCAGCUACUCCUUCCAAGGCGACCCCCACGCCAUCUUCGCCGAGUUCUUCGGGGGCCGGAGCCCCUUCGACCAGUUCUUCCCCCGAAACGGUGGGGGCCCAGACGGGGACAACAUGGACACUGACGAUCCCUUCGCCCGUUUCGGGAUGGGGGGCGGUGGCAUGGGGGGGUUCCCCCGUUCCUUCAGCACAGGGAUGGGGGGAGGGGGGAUGGGGGGGCAGAUGGUUGAGAAGCACCAGGACCCACCCGUGCUCCACGACCUCAGGGUAACCUUAGAGGAGGUGCUCUCAGGCUGCACUAAGAGAAUGAAGAUAUCCCACAAGCGGCUGAACGCAGACAGACGGACCCUCCGGAUGGAGGACAAGAUCCUGGAGGUGGAGAUAAAGAAGGGAUGGAAGGAGGGGACGAAGGUCACCUUCCCUAAAGAGGGGGACGAGACGCCGACUAACAUCCCGGCAGACGUGGUGUUCGUGGUCAAGGAUAAGCCACACCCGGUGUUCCGGCGAGACGGCUCUGACAUCGUUUACCCCGCCAAGGUCUCCCUCAGAGAGGCGCUGUGCGGCUGCACGGUCAUCGCCCCCACGUUGGACGGCAGGACAGUAACCGUGACGACAGGGGACGUGGUGCGUCCUGGGAUGAAACGCCGCAUCACGGGGGAGGGGCUUCCUCUGCCCAAGCGGCCCGAUCGCCGCGGUGACCUGCUGGUGGAGUACGAGGUUGCGUUUCCGGAGAGACUGAGUCAGAGUGCCAAGGAGACCAUCGCACAGGUGCUUCCAUCCUAGUCCUGAUGGCUAUAAACUAUGAACGUCUUCAGGACAAAACGGACGGAGCAGACGAACAGUGAAAGGCAACAUGUGGCUGUCCUCCCUAUCGACCAAAGAACGUUUAUCAACGCCAUUUUCUGUUCCUUUCCAGACGAUUCUGUGUUGAAUCGCCAUCGUUCGUCGACACCCAUCAGGUGACCUACUGCGCACGGCCAACUUUCGUUACGGUGUCUCUUGACCUUUAGUUGAGGAAACUGUCACUCUGGACCUCGUGAGUCCACUUCAGAACCACUAGUGAACUGAGGAAACUGUCACUCUGGACCUCGUGAGUCCACUUCAGAACCACUAGUGAACUGAGGAAACUGUCACUCUGGACCUCUGCUGCCAUGUAUCUAUUCUAGGGGUUUAGGUAUCAUGGGUUGUUUUCAUGUAUCUAUUCUAGGGGUUUAGGUAUCAUGGGUUGUUUUCAUGGUUUUGGAUUCUGAUCAAAUCAAUAGAAAGUAUUGCCACUGAUCACUGAUCAAUACCCAUAGUGUGAUAAUGCCCAUAGUGUGAUAAUGCCCAUAGUGUGAUAAUGCCCAUAGUGUGAUAAUGCCCGUAGUGUGAUAAUGCCCGUAGUGUGAUAAUGCCCAUAGUGUGAUAAUGCCCACAGUGUGAUAAUGCCCACAGUGUGAUAAUGCCCAUAGUGUGAUAAUGCCCGUAGUGUGAUAAUGCCCGUAGUGUGAUAAUGCCCAUAGUGUGAUAAUGCCCAUAGUGUGAUAAUGCCCAUAGUGUGAUAAUGCCCAUAGUGUGAUAAUACCAGUAGUCAUUGGUUUAGAAGAGAAACAACGCUAUUGGAAUGUAUAGAAAUAUAAUCUAUAGAACGGACCUUCCCAUUCAAGUCAAUGCUGAUUCCAUUUCUAUGCUUGAAUGGUCUUUACUUUUCCAGGAUGCCUACAAUAACAGGGUGGAGGGAAGUGUGAGUGAGAGCUGUGUGUUUCGGCUAGUGUGUAUGAGUUAGCUAACUAGGUGAACUUUAUGUACAGAAAUGGUUUGGAACGUAUGACUUGCUGUAGGAUCUGGGCUAUGUAUGGUGUAACUGUUAGAUUGGGUACUAUGUAUGGUGUAACUGUUAGAUUGGGUACUAUGUAUGGUGUAAUUGUUAGAUUGGGUACUAUGUAUGGUGUAACUGUUAGAUUGGGGAAUAUGUAUGGUGUAACUGUUAGAUUGGGUACUAUGUAUGGUGUAACUGUUAGAUUGGGUACUAUGUAUGGUGUAACUGUUAGAUUGGGUACUAUGUAUGGUGUAACUGUUAGAUUGGGUACUAUGUAUGGUGUAACUGUUAGAUUGGGGAAUAUGUAUGGUGUAACUGUUAGAUUGGGUACUAUGUAUGGUGUAACUGUUAGAUUGGGUACUAUGUAUGGUGUAACUGUUAGAUUGGGUACUAUGUAUGGUGUAACUGUUAGAUUGGGUACUAUGUAUGGUGUAACUGUUAGAUUGGGUACUAUGUAUGGUGUAACUGUUAGAUUGGGGAAUAUGUAUGGUGUAACUGUUAGGACAGUAACCAUGGGAGAUAUAGGCUUUCAUGUUAAACCCAUAGCAUUCCUCUUUACUCAGUAUUAUACCCAACAUGUAUCGUUGCCACCUGUUGUUGAUGCAGUAAGUGAGAACUAUCCAGAAACUCAUAUAAAGCUGUUUAAUUGAGCAAAGAA